GUUCAGAGUCAAACCUUGGUGCUUCUCCUACUCUGUGUUUUCACCAUGAGUGGGUGUCCCUUUUUAGGAAACAACUUUGGAUGUGCUUUUAAAAAAUUGUCCAUGGAAGGCAGUGAAGACGACAAAUCACAAACCGGGCUGAAUAGAGCCAGCAAAGGAGGACUUAUCUAUGGCAACUACCUGCAGUUGGAAAAGAUUUUGAAUGCACAAGAACUUCAAAGUGAAAUAAAAGGAAAUAAAAUCCAUGAUGAACAUCUUUUUAUCAUAACCCAUCAAGCUUAUGAACUCUGGUUUAAGCAAAUCCUCUGGGAAUUAGAUUCUGUCCGAGAGAUCUUUCAGAAUGGCCAUGUCAGGGAUGAAAGAAAUAUGCUUAAGGUUGUUACUCGAAUGCACCGAGUGGCAGUGAUCCUUAAACUACUGGUGCAACAGUUUUCCGUUCUGGAAACAAUGACAGCCUUGGACUUCAAUGAUUUCAGAGAGUACUUAUCUCCAGCAUCAGGUUUCCAGAGUUUGCAAUUCCGACUAUUAGAAAACAAGAUAGGUGUUCUUCAGAGUCUGAGAGUCCCUUACAACAGAAGACAUUAUCGUGAUAACUUCAAAGGAGAAGAUAAUGAACUGCUACUUAAGUCCGAGCAGGAAAAAACGCUACUUCAGCUAGUGGAGGCAUGGCUGGAAAGAACACCAGGUUUAGAGCCACAAGGAUUUAACUUCUGGGGAAAGUUUGAAAACAACAUUCUCAAAGGCCUGGAAGAAGAAUUCACAAGAAUUCAGGCUAAGGAAGAAUCAGAGGAAAAGGAGGAACAAAUGGCUGAAUUUCAGAAACAAAAAGAGGUGUUGCUCUCCUUAUUUGAUGAGAAACGUCAUGAGCAUCUCCUUAGUAAAGGUGAAAGACGGCUGUCAUACAGAGCUCUUCAGGGGGCCUUGAUGAUAUAUUUUUACAGGGAAGAGCCUAGAUUCCAGGUCCCUUUUCAGUUGCUGACUUAUCUGAUGGACAUAGACGCACUCAUGACCAAAUGGAGAUAUAACCAUGUGUGCAUGGUGCACAGGAUGCUGGGCAGCAAAGCUGGCACCGGAGGGUCCUCUGGUUACCAGUACCUGCGCUCAACAGUGAGUGACAGGUACAAGGUAUUUGUAGAUUUAUUUAAUCUUUCAACAUAUCUGGUUCCCCGACACUGGAUACCGAAGAUGAACCCAAUUAUUCAUAAAUUUGUUUACACGGCCGAAUAUUGCGACAGCUCUUACUUCAGCAGUGAUGAAUCAGAUUAAAAUCAUCCGCAAAGAUCUAUGAAGACACGAAUUUCUCAGUCUUGUUUUUUUAAGUUUUCUAUGAAAUUGCAUGAUACACCGAGUCCUAUGUAAUAUAUGUAUAUACAUCAGUAAGCAUGUGUUGCUCUAAUGAUUCAAUCCUGUAAAUAAUUUUAUUAACUCAUUUUUGUAAUGAUGAAUUAAGGAAACUAAUUCAGUUGAAUUGUAACAUUGUAUAUAGGUUUUCCUGUUAAAAACUCAAUUGUCCCCUGAUAAUUAUACCUUAAGGUAAACCAUUUAACAUAAUCAUGAUCUCAUUUCAUACUUUAAAAAGCAUGAAACUUCAGUGAUUUCAAAUAUUUUAUGCAAUAAAAUGUGUCAUUUUAUACAAAGA
Messenger RNA from Suricata suricatta (meerkat), 1639 nucleotides. It is a transcript of the gene TDO2, whose product is annotated as tryptophan 2,3-dioxygenase. The record is from RefSeq and is a predicted model, not a curated record. The transcript has 12 exons. Bases 46 to 1266 code for a protein of 406 amino acids. Lineage: Eukaryota; Metazoa; Chordata; Mammalia; Carnivora; Herpestidae. Gene Ontology annotation, molecular function: L-tryptophan 2,3-dioxygenase activity; metal ion binding; heme binding.